AUGGCUAAGUCGGCGGUCCUAUGGUGCCUCAUUCUGGUAGGUUUGUGUAGUGUGUUGGUAAGCGUAACGUCGGCAGAAAAGCUUCAACUCGUCUACCAGUGGUCACAGUUAAGAUCCAGCACCAAAAAUAAUGCAUCACAAAAUGUACUGUUUUCGGCAAAUGUUGUCCCAUCCGACGAGGACACAUUCAAUGCGUACGGCAAUCUGCCGAUGGGAGUGACACAUCACAAAGGUUUCCUGUACGUAACGAUACCUCGCCGACGUCCCGGCAUUCCAGCGACGCUGAACGUUAUCGACAUGUCGCGCAAUCCUGCCGUCAACGAACCAACGCUGGAUCCUUAUCCUAACUCACUGGUGAACUCACUGCGAAAUGAUUUCGCUGCAGAUCCGAAACGCAUCAUCUCGGUCUACCGUACCCAGGUCGAUCGGUGCGAUCGCUUGUGGUUCGUUGACACAGGCUAUCUCGAAUAUCCGGGUGGUGCAGGACGACAGGUACAACGUCCCGCCCUGUGGGUCAUCGACCUGACCAUCCAUCGUAGUGUGCGAAGGUUCGAGAUACCGGAGGAUAUGGUUGAAUUUGGGUACGGCAUACCGAACAUCGAGGUGGACGUCGAUGAGGAGGAUUGUGGACGAGCAUACGCGUACAUUCCCGACUACGAGUGGCGCAUGUUGUACGUGUACGGAUUGACCGAGGGUCGUAUGUGGCGCUUCAAGCAUAACUACUUCUCCUUCGAACCACGGUACGGAGAUUUCAAUAUAGCCGAGCAACAGUUUACCUGGUACGAUGGUAUCUUCUCGGUGGCUGUCGGUGGCCAGUGGCAUAACAGUGAGACGGAACGUACCGUGUAUCUGCACGCGAUGGCCUCGGUAAGUGAGAUUGCCGUAUCGAAUCGGAUUCUGCAGAAUGAAACGCUGGCACAGCUCGGUAACGGUGCAUACGGCCAGUCGUUCCAUCAUCUGGGUGCCCGUGGUCCCAAUGCGCAAAGUUCGAGCCAUGCAUACGAUCCAAAGACAGGGGUACUCUUCUAUGCGGAAAUUAAUCGCAAUGCGGUGGGUUGCUGGAACACGAAGAAACAAUUUACACCCGAAAACCAUGGCAUUGUGCAUCUGGAUAAUGAGGAGAUGAUUUAUCCCGCUGAUCUCAGGAUUGACAGUAACGGUGAUCUGUGGGUCAUUUCCAAUCGGCUUCCUAUCUGGAUCUACUCCCAUCUGAAUCGAACCGAUGUGAACUACCGAAUUUGGCGCCAAUCUGCGUCUCGAGCAAUUGCUGGAACGAUUUGUGCAUAAGCAAAACACACAUGGCGAUAACAAAUAAAAGUCUUAGCUAAGU
Anopheles maculipalpis is the source of this 1330-nucleotide messenger RNA. RefSeq names its product L-dopachrome tautomerase yellow-f2-like. The transcript has 4 exons. The record is from RefSeq and is a predicted model, not a curated record. Gene Ontology annotation, cellular component: extracellular region. Lineage: Eukaryota; Metazoa; Arthropoda; Insecta; Diptera; Culicidae. The coding region runs from base 1 to 1287 and encodes 428 amino acids.